CCUUCCACGUCGACGGGCAGCUAUGCAGGAAUAGGUGAAUUGGAAUGCGCGGUAAGGUUAGGAAGAUCAUCCCCUGACUCUCGCUGGAAGACGCACCGACAACACCCCAGUCGCGCCAGUCACCUCGGGUAGGGAUCCGCAACCAUGCAGGUAUUUCUGCGAGCAUCCCGGCAUGUCGUCUCGAGGGUUGGGAGGGGUCUUAUUAGGCUGCUGACUCAGGUCGUUCGAACCCCUGUGACUGGGACAUGUCCAGCCACCUCUUGCUUCCGAAGGUUCGACCGUCAACGGCAGGUGUAGCACGUGUACAUUCUAAAUGAUUAGUCGGCUCAUGUACCUUCACCGGACCCGUGUUGGUCGGUUCUUGGACAGAAACGAGCAUUAUCGAGUCACUUUUCGUCCCGGAAAUCCGAGCAAAAUGAGAUACCUGGGCCCUUCAGGAAUCAGGUCUUGUACCUCGUCAACGCAGGGCCGACAGGGUUCUCUUCAGCGCGGAUACCCAUGCCCGGGACUGAAAACGUGCCGCUACUGUGGUACUCAUAUUGGCGGUUCCUCGAAUUUGGCGGCCCAGCGAGGCGGCGGUGGCAGUUCGUCUAACCAAAGUCAAAGCACCACUUUGGUAAUGAACACCAAACCCGCAGAAUCCUUCCGCCAUUGCUCGAUCAUAAGAGGCUCAUAUUCAAAUCAUUCAACGGAAUCACAGCCAUUGUCUAGCCUGGAGCUCACACAAUUGGUCCAAGCAGUUGCCUCUUCCCUGCCUUGUGGAGCAUUGCUUGUAUUGCCGAUAAGGACGCUUAAGUCCUACCCCUCCGCACGGCGCACGGUCCAUAUCAAUUCAACUUCCGACUCCAAAGCCUGCCCUACGGGAAAUCCGCGCCGAUCGUUUGUGAAUCCUUUGCUGGGGUACUCCGUACAAAUCGACUCCUCCUUCAGUUUCGCUCUCCGGCUCUGUCUGAUCGUGCAGGCACUUAGACAGGACGACGUCUGUGAAGUCUUCAUGAAGGGAGACAGUCAGUACGAUUGAGCAGCUGCAAGAUGCUACGACGCGCGACAAAUCGGUAGCAUAGUAGCAUACCCUCGUCCUCGGUCAGCCUGUCGAACCACCGUCUGCUAUAGUCACCCUACACCUGUCUUGAUUCCGGUCUUAUUGCCGCAAUCUCCAGCACAGACGUACUACUCUGACCAGCUGCA
Exophiala viscosa is the source of this 1188-nucleotide messenger RNA. RefSeq lists its product as uncharacterized. Lineage: Eukaryota; Fungi; Ascomycota; Eurotiomycetes; Chaetothyriales; Herpotrichiellaceae. Bases 314 to 1021 code for a protein of 235 amino acids. The record is from RefSeq and is a predicted model, not a curated record. The transcript has a single exon.